AUGUCUGUCAUGGAUAUCGACUCCAUCUGGCAAUCCGCCUUUGGCGACUCUACCCGGCCCGAGCUUUACACUUCUGAAGAGCUGAAUGAGGAUGGCUUCCAACCGCUGAAUGACCCGCAAGCAUUUCUCUUAAAUAUCACUACCCUUGGCAGAAAACAGCUGUACGCCGCCAGUGCCAACAACCAGAUCGCCAUGCAACAGGCCCAGGACGAAUACCUGGAUUUGGAACGACAAAUCGCAAACCUCAAAGGGAAGAAUCAUGCGAAGAACCCUCAGGCGCUACCGGAGCAAGACGUUUUCAAUGAACGCAAGGAGGCCGCCUUGUACAACUACAAGUACGAUCCGAACCGGCCGGCAUUGCUCCAUGCCGGCAUCCCGGGCCUGAGGCAUGCCGACGAUCUCACUGAACGCGAAAAGCAUGAGGUGCGACUGUUCCAGGAACCGUUCGAACAAGGUGGCUUUGUCCCCAAGGAGCGGGAGUACAAAGCCAAGUUGGCCAAUGCCCGAAACCCAAAGAACAUCGAUGGCUGGGUUCCCGUCGUCAAAGACGGCAAAUCCCUCAUUCCUAAGCUGCAGACUCACCAUGACGAGUACAACAUUACAUAUGUCAGGCGAAACGUCGAUGAGAAUGGUGAAAUCAUUCGACCUCAGACUCCAACGAGCGAGGUUUCGGGCGAAGCGCCAUCCAAGCCUGUGGACAAGCGUCUGACCCGAACCCGGUUUGACGGGAAGAAGCAUCCGCCCACGCGGGAGGUGUCGGAAGUUCCAUCGAGCCCGUCAACCCCUGGCCAGAAGCGAGCGAAUACCCCUGCAGUCGACGGCGGUGAAGACACACCAAAUGCGAAACGCCAGAGACUCAAUACUCAAAGCAAACCAAAACAACCACACCCAAACCAGUACACCAAGGCAAGAGAGGCACAAGAGUCGGCGAUGAGCACGUCCGCAACUGAAGAUGGUCCGGCUUCUGGAACGGCCAAGACAUCCUGGGAAGGGCUGUCACCGGCUUCAUUACGCGCUCGUAAAUGGACAGAUGAAGAAUUAGUCGAGGCAGUCAAGCAUGACCACUUGUGGCUACACGACGAUCCAGACCAGGCUGAAGAUUGGAAAGAAAAGAUCAUCAAUGGGGUCAAUCCAGUCCGAAGCUUCAGCAUGUUCAAAAAGUGGGCAUACUGGAAGGCGGCGAAUAAGGACAAGAGACCUCGAGGUAAAAAAAAUCUACCGGACAACCAGCCCGACGAAACUUCAAAGCCGAAACGAGCACCGACGAAGCCCAAGGCACGGUCGGCUAAUGGCCGAAUUAUACUUCCCACUGCACCAAUUGACGGGACAAUCGAGGUGCUAGGAGCUCGGGAGACAGUGAAGCGAGCUGUUGGAACAAAGAAAGAAUGGAAUAGAUCAGGGCAGCUGGAAGUCAAACACCCAUUGAAUCAUGAUGAGGCGGAGGAGGACCAGGAGGAAGAAGAGGAAGAAAAAGGAAAAGAUGAUGAUCAUCAACCUCUCCGUUCCGAUAUGGAGAUGAUACAGGGAUCGAGAACACAAGCUGAUGUCUCGUGGCAAAACGAUACCGAGUUGAAUGACAGCUUGUGCUCGAGAGCAAGUUUGAAACAGGAGGAAAGCGAUUCAAUCACUGUGGAUGACAUCACGCCUCCAAAGAGGCGGUCUCUACGGAAAACGAGGCGGACAAGCACCUGA
Molecule: messenger RNA, 1692 nt
Organism: Capronia epimyces CBS 606.96
Lineage: Eukaryota; Fungi; Ascomycota; Eurotiomycetes; Chaetothyriales; Herpotrichiellaceae
Exons: 1
Coding region: 1-1692 (563 amino acids)
Source: RefSeq, a predicted model, not a curated record